AUGGUCACGGGACCGACGAUGAAGGAACUAGAGGACAUCUCCGCCGAGCUCAAUCUCGGAUUGGAAGGGAGUACCGUGCUCAAAGAAUAUCAGUCAGUCAUCAACGACUCCUUGGAGAUGAUGAACCAACUCGAUGACCUGGUCGAACCCGGUCUACCGGUGAAGUAUACACGAACUCCGGGUUACCGACCUUCAAGGGAAGAGAGCCCUCAUAAUGCAUGGUACUACAAAUGCAGAAUCACAGGAGCAGACAGAGGGACCUUAUCAGGAAAGCGUAUUGCAAUCAAGGACUCUAUUGCUGUAGCGGGAAUCCCGAUGAAGAUCGGGUUCAGUGGUCUUGAAGGAUAUGUUCCCGAUUUUGAUGCUACGGUGGUCACGUGGGUAUUAGACGAAGGGGGAAUCAUUCUUGGGAAAGCGACAUGCGAAGAAUUGUGUAAUUCAGCGAACAGCCAUACAAGUGGAACAGGACCAGUCACGAAUCCCCUUAACCCACGUCACUGCGCUGGCGGUUCAAGCUCGGGAUGUGCAGUGUUGGUGGCAACAAAUGAAGUGGACAUGGCAAUCGGGAGUGAUCAAGGCGGAUCGGUUCGGAUACCAGCUAGUUGGUGUGGAUUGGUUGGUUUAAAACCGACCUUUGGUUUGAUACCGUUCACAGGGGCAGUAUCCAGGGAGUUUGUCGUUGAUCACUUGGGACCAAUAGCAAGGACUGUUAAAGACUGUGCUCUGCUGCUAGAGGUUAUAGCCGGCUAUGAUAAUGGGAACGAUGCCAGGCAAAGAAAUGAUUUGAAAACGCCCUAUUAUUCACAACAGGUAAACAAUUUGCUCAACGUAGCUAAACAUUCCUCGAAUGCCGCUAUAUACAACAUGCAUUUUUGUCAAAACGCUUUGGACCACCACUUGGAGGAGCUUGAUCCGAAAUCAAUUCGAAUGGCCGUUUUGAAGGAAGGUUUCGGUAGUCCAGGAUCUAAUCCAGAAGUUGAUCGUCUGGUUCUAGAAACAAUCGACAUGUUUGCUUCAUCAAGUGGGGCUCAUGUUCAAGAAGUCUCUAUUCCUUUACGCAAAUCGAGUAUAGCCAUUGGUACUGUUAUUGGAGACAUUGGUGGAAUCGAUAUGAUAUAUACGACGGCAGGUGAGUGA
Messenger RNA from Strongylocentrotus purpuratus (purple sea urchin), 1137 nucleotides. RefSeq names its product amidase-like. The record is from RefSeq and is a predicted model, not a curated record. Gene Ontology annotation, molecular function: catalytic activity. The transcript has 7 exons. Lineage: Eukaryota; Metazoa; Echinodermata; Echinoidea; Camarodonta; Strongylocentrotidae. Bases 1 to 1137 code for a protein of 378 amino acids.